Molecule: messenger RNA, 1176 nt
Organism: Brassica oleracea var. oleracea
Lineage: Eukaryota; Viridiplantae; Streptophyta; Magnoliopsida; Brassicales; Brassicaceae
Product: protein WUSCHEL-like
Exons: 3
Coding region: 96-980 (294 amino acids)
Biological process (GO): plant organ development
Molecular function (GO): DNA-binding transcription factor activity; DNA binding
Source: RefSeq, a predicted model, not a curated record
UAUCUUUUGCUUUAUGGUUCUUUUCUUGGUAAAAUAAAAUUUCUUAUCAUUGUCUUCUUCUUCUUCCGAUCUACUCUUCAUUUUGAUCUUCAAAUAUGGAGCCAGCGCAACAUCACCAUCAAGCCGACCAAGAAAGCGGCAACAACAACAAGUCCGUCUCUGGUGGUUACACGUGUCGUCAAACGAGUACAAGAUGGACACCAACGACCGAUCAAAUCAGAAUACUCAAAGAUCUUUACUACAACAACGGAGUCCGGUCACCAACAGCCGACCAGAUCCAGAAGAUCUCUGCAAGGCUGAGACAGUACGGAAAGAUCGAGGGAAAAAAUGUCUUUUACUGGUUUCAAAACCAUAAGGCUCGUGAGCGACAGAAGAAGAGAUUCAACAGCACAACCAUGACCAUACCAACGUCUUCAUCGCCCAACUCGGUUAUGAUGGCUAGUGAUCACUAUCACCAUAACCAUCAUCAUCAUGGCGUUACCAUCCAGAGACCUGCUUUGGUCAACGUUAAGCUCGACCAAGAAAAUCAUAUGUUUCAUCAGAACAGAUCAUAUCCCAGCUUCAAUAACGGGAAUAUAAAUCAUGCAAGUUCAGGCACGGAAUAUGGUGUUUUCAGUGCUUCUAAUGGCUACAUUAGUAGCCAUAUCUAUGGACCUAUGGAACAAGACUGUUCAAUGAGCUACAACAACGUAGGUGGAGGAUGGACAAAUAUAGAUCAUAAUCACCAUUACUCAACUCCAGCCUACAACUUCUUCGAUAGACCAAUGCCUCUGUCUGGACUAGAAGGUCAUCAUCAAGAAGAAGGAGAAUAUGGUGGCGAUGCUUAUCUGGAACAUAGACGCACACUUCCUCUCUUCCCUUUGCACGGUGAGGAUCACAUCAACGGCGGUGGUGGUUCCAUCUGGAAGUACGGACAAUCGGACGGUUGUGAUCGUUAUGGUAGAGGCCCUUGUGCUUCUCUUAAGCUGUGUCUGAACUGAACUCCUAGACCAGCGUCGUACCGGAUUAAAGUUGUCUUUCGCUAUCUCUCUCGCAUGUUUCGCUAGUGAUUAAUGAUGCAGUAAGUAUAAAAGUAGUAUCUCGAGUACUUGUAGUUUAUAGUUGUAUUUACUAUCGUCUAGGUUGAACUUUCAAUGAGUGUGUUUUUUUCUCUUUUCUUUUAUAAUGUAAGACGUU